CUCCUUCGUUAGUUUCAUCCCAAAGCUCUUAACUUUUCCUUCAUCCAGAAGCGUUGAAACUCUCUUUCUCUCUCCCUCUCUCUCUCCCCCUUUCUCCCUCUGCAUUUCUCUUUCCACCGAUGGUGCUGAUUGAGUCUCAGGAAUCGUUGGUGUCUCUGAUACGUUUGAGACCUGAGAUUUGCUAGUCAAUUAUAUUUUUGAGAAGUUUAGAUCAUUUCCACUGCCAAAAGUUUGGGCACUGCAAAAGGUUUCUUGGCAGUGCCCAAUGGAUGCCACAACAAGCGGAACCCCAACUAUACAAUACCAUCAUAACAUCCCUGACCAGCCAAUCACAACUGCCAUUGUUGUUGCCACACCAAUUCCAACAUUUCAAAGGCAGCAACGCCAUUGCUUCGGGGACGCGUCCCCGGGGGAGUUUCCCUUGUCUGCUAACCCCUCCAUUGUCCUUCAUGUCCUCACAGCAUGUAAUUUGGACCCUCAAGACCUUGCCAAACUAGAGGCAACAUGCUCUUUCUUCAGGCAGCCAGCAAACUUUGCCCCUGAUUUCGAUUUGUCCUUGUCGGAGAUUGCUGCGCUGGACAUGUGUCAAAAGAGAGCCAUAUUUAAGCCAAUGUCCACAGAACAAAGGGAAGAUUUGAAGCGAAGAUGUGGAGGCUCAUGGAAGUUGGUGCUGAGGUAUUUGCAAGCCGGAGAAGCAUGUUGCCGGAGGGAGAAGUCACAGGCAAUAGCAGGUCCUGGUCAUAGCAUUGCUGUGACGUCAAAUGGAGUUGUUUAUUCAUUCGGUUCCAACAGUUCAGGACAACUAGGGCAUGGCACCACUGAGGAGGAAUGGCGGCCUCGGCCGAUAAGAACCUUGCAAGGCAUUCGAAUUAUACAAGCUGCUGCUGGUGCUGGGAGGACCAUGUUGAUAAGCGAUUCGGGGCAAGUUUAUGCAUGUGGCAAAGAUUCUUUUGGGGAAGCUGAGUAUGGAGGUCAAGGGUCUAAAAUGGUUACAGCUCCACAAUUAGUAGAGUCUUUGAGAAACAUAUUUGUUGUACAGGCUGCAAUUGGGAAUUUCUUCACAGCUGUGUUAUCAAGAGAAGGAAGGGUUUAUACGUUUUCUUGGGGUAGUGAUGGAAAACUUGGACACCACACCGAUCAAAGUGAUGUGGAACCCCAUCCUUUAUUAGGAGCUCUGGAAGAUAUUCCAGUGGUGCAAAUUGCUGCUGGAUAUUGCUACCUUCUUUGUCUGGCUUGUCAACCUAGUGGAAUGUCUGUAUACUCGGUUGGUUGUGGCCUGGGAGGCAAGCUUGGACACGGUUCAAGAACUGAUGAGAAGUACCCUCGGUUGAUCGAACAGUUCCAGUUGUUAAACCUUCAACCAAUGGUGGUUGCUGCUGGUGCAUGGCAUGCUGCUGUUGUAGGACGGGAUGGCCGAGUGUGCACAUGGGGAUGGGGCCGUUAUGGUUGCUUGGGGCAUGGGAAUGAAGAAUGUGAAUCAGCACCUAAGGUUGUGGAAGCAUUGAGUAAUGUCAAAGCUGUUCAUGUUGCAACAGGAGAUUACACAACCUUUGUAGUGUCUGAUGAUGGUGAUGUGUAUUCAUUUGGCUGUGGGGAAUCUGCUAGUCUUGGACACAAUGCUGGAAUCGACGAACAGGGCAACAGACAUGCAAAUGUGUUGAGUCCAGAGCUCGUAACAUCGCUGAAACAGAUCAAUGAAAGGGUGGUACAAAUUAGCUUGACGAAUUCCAUAUAUUGGAAUGCUCACACCUUUGCCCUAACCGAAUCUGGAAAGCUGUACGCAUUUGGGGCCGGAGACAAAGGACAGCUAGGAAUUGAGCUUGUUGCAAACCAAACCGAAAGGGGAAAUCCGGAAAGGGUCGACAUUGAUCUUGGUUAAAUUGUUUGUGCCUGCACCACUAGUUUUCAAAUUCUUUUGAAUCAUGCCAUUCUCUAAUUUAUGGUAACCAUGCACAGGUUUAGUGUUUAAGUUUCAGUUUCUACUUUGUAAAUAUAAUCAAAGAAUGCACUCAGAAGGUCCAAAGUAGGUAAACAACUAACAAGGGCCUUUAACUUAUGUUUUAUGGGUUGUUGAUAUUUCUCGUAGGAUUGUUCUGCACGUUGAUAGAUGAUACAUUUGUGAAGGUUUAUUUUCAGUGUUA
Arachis ipaensis is the source of this 2141-nucleotide messenger RNA. RefSeq names its product ultraviolet-B receptor UVR8. The record is from RefSeq and is a predicted model, not a curated record. NCBI's taxonomy places the organism in Eukaryota, Viridiplantae, Streptophyta, Magnoliopsida, Fabales, Fabaceae.